This is a messenger RNA of Lepus europaeus (European hare), 3373 nucleotides long. RefSeq names its product arrestin beta 1 (gene ARRB1). The transcript has 16 exons. Gene Ontology annotation, biological process: visual perception; G protein-coupled receptor internalization; signal transduction. Gene Ontology annotation, molecular function: G protein-coupled receptor binding. NCBI's taxonomy places the organism in Eukaryota, Metazoa, Chordata, Mammalia, Lagomorpha, Leporidae. The record is from RefSeq and is a predicted model, not a curated record. Bases 86 to 1342 code for a protein of 418 amino acids.
GGGCCGGCCCGCGCUCCUCCUGCCGGCCGGGGAUUUUCCAGGCUAGGCGCUGACGCCGCGGACCUCCCUGCGGCCGCCGCGGACCAUGGGCGACAAAGGGACACGAGUAUUCAAGAAGGCCAGCCCCAACGGAAAGCUCACCGUCUAUCUGGGAAAGCGGGACUUUGUGGACCAUAUUGACCUCGUGGACCCUGUGGAUGGUGUGGUCCUGGUGGAUCCUGAGUACCUGAAAGAGAGGAGAGUCUAUGUGACACUCACCUGCGCCUUCCGCUAUGGCCGGGAGGACCUGGACGUCCUGGGCCUGACUUUUCGCAAGGACCUGUUUGUGGCCAACGUGCAGUCCUUCCCGCCGGCCCCUGAGGACAAGAAGCCCCUGACGCGGCUGCAGGAACGGCUCAUCAAGAAGCUGGGCGAGCACGCCUACCCGUUCACCUUUGAGAUUCCUCCAAACCUGCCAUGCUCUGUGACACUGCAGCCCGGGCCCGAGGACACGGGCAAGGCCUGUGGCGUGGACUACGAAGUCAAAGCCUUCUGUGCCGAGAACCUGGAGGAGAAGAUCCACAAGCGGAACUCCGUGCGUCUGGUCAUCCGGAAGGUUCAGUAUGCUCCUGAGAGGCCCGGCCCCCAGCCCACGGCCGAGACCACCAGGCAGUUCCUCAUGUCAGACAAGCCCUUGCACCUGGAGGCCUCCCUGGAUAAGGAGAUCUAUUACCACGGGGAGCCCAUCAGCGUCAACGUCCACGUCACCAACAACACCAACAAGACCGUGAAGAAGAUCAAGAUCUCGGUGCGCCAGUACGCGGACAUCUGCCUCUUCAACACCGCGCAGUACAAGUGCCCUGUGGCCAUGGAGGAGGCUGACGACACCGUGGCGCCCAGCUCAACGUUCUGCAAGGUCUACACGCUCACCCCCUUCCUGGCCAACAACAGAGAGAAGCGGGGCCUCGCCCUGGACGGGAAGCUCAAGCAUGAGGACACGAACCUGGCCUCCAGCACCCUGAUGCGGGAAGGGGCCAGCCGUGAGAUCCUGGGCAUCAUCGUCUCCUACAAAGUGAAAGUCAAGCUGGUGGUGUCACGGGGCGGCCUGCUGGGAGAUCUUGCAUCCAGUGACGUGGCCGUGGAGCUGCCCUUCACCCUGAUGCACCCCAAGCCCAAAGAGGAGCCCCCACAUCGGGAAGUUCCAGAGAACGAGACGCCGGUAGAUACCAACCUCAUAGAACUUGACACAAAUGAUGACGACAUUGUGUUUGAGGACUUUGCGCGCCAGAGACUGAAGGGCAUGAAGGACGACAAGGAGGAAGAGGAUGAUGUCACAGGCUCCCCUCGGCUCAACAACAGAUAGGCUGGGCUGGCCCUCCCGGGGCGGCUCCAGGUCUCAGGCACUAGGAUGCUUCUUCAUCUACUUCCUGUUCUGGUGUCCCCACCCCCAGCCCCGCCCCCUUGUUCUUCCACUUUCUCCUGGGGGGGCCCAGUGGUCUUCCUGGGCCUCAGGACCGGGCCUGCAUCACCAUGCCGACAGGGCCUGCGUCACCACGCCGACCAGACCCGGUGCGCCCUUCACCUCCUUUGCCCACUCAGCUCUUUGCCCACUCCUUGUCCCAGAAAGGCCGCCUCUGGCCUCGGGGUGGCCUGGAGAUGGGGGAGAGAAAGGGGGCGGCAGGGGCAGGCAGGAGGACACAGGGUGGGCUUGCGGGCCCCGGAUGCGAGAGACCAUGAGCACAGUCCCAGGUGGUUAGCGCAGUUCUGGCAGUGAGAAGACGGCCACCUUGAAGGCCACCCUCUCCUGGCUGUAAGGCCAGACCCCCUGAUUGAUUGGCCAUGCCUUUGUGCGGUUUGGAGCACCAAAGACCUCCCUUGCUCUUCCCCCUGCCCCUUUGACUUUGGUGAAGGUUCCUAUGUCCCAGGAGUGAAGAGAAACCGGUCUGACUGCUACCAGCAGCCUGUUUAGACCAAGGCAGGCCGUGUGAGCUAGCAGAGUAGACUGUAGCCUGGCGGGGGCGUGGCGGCGUCGCUAGUCUGUAUUUUAUGUGGUGCACCUGUCUGUAUUUGUGCAUGGAGGGGGAGGGGCUCUUUCGCAGGCACCCACCCCUGGCCAAGGAGGGAGGCUUUUGGAGGUGGGGAUGGGAAGACCAAAGUCUGUCCUGUGCUCCUGCCUCUGUGGAUUUAAGGCGAUCACACAGGAGGCAAGGCUGGAGGUCCAGGGCGGCUGGCCCCCGACCCCGCCAGCCCGCUGCCGCCGAUGCUGACAGCGUGUUUUCCUGCUUCCCCCUGUAGACCUCCCGCCUGGGCUGGGCUGGCCCUGCAGCCCGGGUGCAAGUGCCUGAGGACACCCUGCCCAAGGCAGUGCCCACUGAGAGGCACUUACCCAAAGAGGAGACUGCUGGGGAGCAAGGAACCCCUUCUGUCCUUGGCGAGCGUGAGGGCCCAGCAGUUGCCACCCGCUGGCUGCUGCUCCCCAUGUGGUGAGGUAGAAGAAGGUGUUCAAAGACAUCUUUCUCAUCUGGCAUUCAAUGCUAAUGUGCUGUGUGACCCACGGCGAGUUCCUUCGGCUCUCUGGGCCUCAGUUCCUACCUGGAAAGCCAAGCAGUUGACCAGAUGAUCACAAGAGGGCCCUCCUGGCUGUGGUCUGGGGGCAGCAGUCAGAGCUGCUGGCUGGGCCUCAGAGGUGGCCAGAGCCUCCAGAGCAUGUGACCACCCCCCUGGCCCCUAGGCCUGGGAAGGCCAUCUUGGGCCCAUGCGGACACACACUGAGGGGUGGGGGGCUUCUCUGAUGUCCAGUGAGGCCGCAGCCUACAUCAGCUGCUCUGUCCUGGGGCCCGAGGGGCCUAUGGAGGGGCGGGGCUUGUGUGUGCUGGGCUUGGGUGGCAGCUUGUGAUAGGGCGUCCCCUGCAGAUGUGGACACCCCGAGGCCCACCGCAUGAUUAGGUUGCCUAGCGGGACGAGGACACCCUCGGCAUCUGCUCUCCUCCAUCUCCAUCCCUCCAGGCGUGAGAAGGGAGACCACCGUGCUUCUCCGCAGGGUGGACCCUUACCCUUUAAGGGCCGCUGCCUCCGGAGCUGGGCUUUGCAACCACUGCUGUCCCGAAAUGGCCCAGUUCCCAGGCUCGGCCUCUGUCCCUGCCGAAUCUUGUGCAUACUCAGCCUGGGUCAGAACCACGUCAUCUUGGGACAGUGGCGCCCCUCCAUGGCCAGUCCUGGGGCCCAGCCCCUACCAGAGCUUGCUGGGCAGUUUGCACCUCCUCUGGGCAGCUGUACGAGGGGUCUUCAAAAAGUUCAUGGAAAAUGUGUAUUAUGAAAAAAAAAACUAUGCAUGGAUCUCAAUAUUUUUUUUUUGCACCAAUAAACUUAACCUUUGAAUUCCAUUUUCCCAUCA